Messenger RNA from Mugil cephalus (flathead mullet), 3553 nucleotides. It is a transcript of the gene ppp2r1bb, whose product is annotated as protein phosphatase 2, regulatory subunit A, beta b. Bases 86 to 1855 code for a protein of 589 amino acids. The transcript is spliced from 15 exons. Lineage: Eukaryota; Metazoa; Chordata; Actinopteri; Mugiliformes; Mugilidae. Gene Ontology annotation, molecular function: protein phosphatase regulator activity; protein binding. Gene Ontology annotation, biological process: protein dephosphorylation. The record is from RefSeq and is a predicted model, not a curated record. Gene Ontology annotation, cellular component: cytoplasm; protein phosphatase type 2A complex.
GGAGGGCCCUGCAGCCGUUGUUCUCUGGCAGAAACCCCGUAGUGCGACACAGCAGCGCCAUUCGGUAACCGCUACAGUAUCCAAAAUGGCUGGAGCCGAUGGAGACGACUCUCUCUACCCUAUCGCCGUUCUCAUUGAUGAACUGCGAAAUGAGGACGUUCAGUUACGUUUGAACAGCAUCAAGAAGCUAUCCACCAUUGCUCUGGCCCUGGGUGUAGAGAGGACUCGCACUGAACUCCUUCCUUUCCUUACAGACACCAUCUAUGAUGAAGAUGAGGUCCUCUUGGCUCUGGCUGAGCAGCUCGGCAAUUUCACUAUGUUGGUGGGAGGGCCGGAGUAUGUCCACUGUCUCCUGCCUCCUCUGGAGAGUCUUGCAACAGUGGAAGAGACGGUAGUGAGAGACAAAGCCGUGGAAUCCCUGCGUAAGAUCUCUCAAGAGCACUCUCCAGUUGAUCUGGAGGUCCAUUUUGAGCCUUUAGUCAAGCGGCUGGCCAGUGGUGACUGGUUCACUUCUCGCACAUCUGCCUGCGGCCUCUUUAGUGUGUGUUAUCCUCGUGUGUCCAGCACUGUCAAGGCUGAGAUCCGCCAGCAUUUCCGCACCUUGUGCUCCGAUGACACUCCUAUGGUGCGUCGCGCUGCAGCAUCCAAACUGGGCGAGUUUGCCAAAGUACUGGAGCUGGAUUAUGUAAAAAGUGACAUAAUUUCCCUCUUCACUGCUCUGGCCUCUGAUGAGCAGGACUCAGUGCGGCUGCUUGCAGUCGAGGCAUGUGUCAGCAUUGCCACUUUGCUGCCUCAGGAGGACCUGGAGACCCUAGUGAUGCCAACCUUGCGCCAGGCUGCGGAAGACAAAUCCUGGAGGGUCCGUUAUAUGGUGGCUGACAAGUUCUCCGAGCUCCAGAAAGCCGUGGGGCCAGAGAUCACAAAGAACGAUCUGGUACCAGCUUUCCAGAAUCUCUUGAAGGACUGUGAAGCUGAGGUCCGUGCUGCUGCAGCCAACAAAGUCAAAGAAUUCUGCGAGAACCUCCCAGAGGAUAAUCGUGAGCAAAUCAUCAUGACUCACAUCCUACCCUGCGUCAAGGAACUUGUUUCAGACACCAACCAGCACGUGAAGUCAGCCCUGGCCUCAGUCAUUAUGGGCCUUUCAACCAUUCUGGGCAAGGACAACACAAUAGAGCACUUACUGCCUCUCUUCCUGGCUCAGCUCAAGGACGAGUGCCCCGAGGUGCGUCUCAACAUCAUCUCCAACCUAGACUGUGUGAACGAGGUGAUUGGCAUAAGGCAGCUCUCCCAGUCUCUGCUGCCAGCCAUUGUCGAGCUGGCAGAGGAUGCAAAGUGGAGGGUCCGUCUCGCCAUCAUAGAGUACAUGCCUUUGUUGGCAGGACAGCUGGGAGUGGAAUUUUUUGACGAGAAGCUCAACACCCUUUGUAUGGCCUGGCUUAUUGACCACGUGUACGCGAUCCGUGAAGCAGCCACCUGCAACCUAAUGAAGCUGGUGGAAAAGUUUGGCGCCGAGUGGGCCCAGAACACCAUCGUGCCCAAAGUGCUGGGCAUGGCCAACGACCCCAAUUACCUCCACAGGAUGACCACUCUGUUCUGCAUCAACGCUCUGUCAGAGGUGUGUGGCCAGGAGAUCACCACAAAGCAGAUGCUGCCGGUGGUCGUGAAGAUGUCCAACGACCAGGUGGCUAACGUACGCUUCAACGUCGCCAAGUCCCUUCAAAAGAUCGGACCCGUCCUCGACUGCAAUGCCCUUCAAGCAGAAGUGAAGCCAGUGCUGGAGAAGCUGUCUGCAGACUCAGACAUGGACGUCAAGUACUUUGCCCAGGAGGCUUUGAGUGUUCUGGCCCUAGUAUAACCAACUCAUCAAAACUUAAACAAGACACCCACCCAAGACAAAAAAAAAAAACGCAACACUUUUACAAGAUAUUUAUUGAUGUUCAGGAACAACUGGUUAAUGUAUAGAGAAAGCUGUUAACAACUGUUUUAUCCCUUUUUUCUCUUUCUCAUUUUUUACUGUCUGAUGGUAGUUCAUCCACGUCCAGGCAUGGCACACAUGCUUCUUUGUUAAUCUUCCUCUUUGCUGUAAAUGAUUGCUUUUACAAUAGCAAAGUGUGAUGAAACUGAAUUAAGUGGUGCAUGCUGACUAAUGUGCUACUGUAGUCGCUAAGCAUUGCUAAACAGAACCCCUCUCACAUUCCUCCCUCUUCUCGGUCUCUGUUGUACUUUUAGCCGCAGUCGUCGCAGCGUUACCACAUGUAUGUUCGCUACUUAGGGCCGCGCCAACUCUCUGUGCUGCUGCUGCUGCUGCUGCACGUUUUCUCCCAGCGCUAGAUGGAAACUUUUUAGCGGCAGAUGGUGCAACAAGCUGUUUAUUUUGCUGAGCUUCCUUCUAAAUCAGCCCCUUUGAUAGCCGUCUUUUCCCAGAGACACUGGUGUGGCUCUGCAGAAGCGAUUUAAAGUUCCGUGCACGUCUAGUCGUGUUUUUAUUCCAUCAGACCAAACCUGUUGUCUCCUAAAAGCUUCACAGGAUUGUAAUGUAAAAAAAAAAAAAAGCUCCGACAAGGAAAUAAUCCAGUAGUGCAUGUAACCUCAUGAACUCAAUGAUGUACUUAAUCAAUUUCAAAUAGCGUACGUUCCCAGCUCUCUACCAGACUACCGUGCUCCCACCGCAUGGUUUGUUCUCUGCAGCAACACAGACGAAUUGGUCAAACAAACAAAUUACCUCGGCCCAAUGUAAUAGGGACCAGCUCAGUUGUAAAGUGUUGCUCCUAAUUAACCCUCCUCUAAAUCCUUAGUGAUUUCGUUGAUGUGAAGGGGUGGGAAGUAGUAGUCAGUUGUAAUUUUCUGCAUUAUGUUCUCGGCAUUGCUCUUAAUCUUCGUGCCAAUGACUUUGAUAAGCGGCCGCGUUUUCUUUUAGUGCGUCUGGGUAAACACUCUUCACCUGUCCUGUUCCCGUGGAGGCACAACGCCGUUCUUUUCUGUGAGGAACAGUUUAUUCGCUUGACGUUAAUGGGAUGGUAAAACUAAACUGACUGCAGCUUUCAGGGCUAACACAAAGCCUCGGCACUCCUUGUGCACGAGAGCCGCCCAGUUUUCCUGUAAAUCCGCGUUAAGUCCUCCACUGAACACGAGGUUUAAAAGCAUAAGGUCAGCGAGCGAUUAGGACCACCUCCUUUGGAUCUUGGCUUGAAAACCUCUGCGCGAUGGAGAACAAGUGGAUGGUUUCAAAGGAAGUGGGACGGGGGACGUGGAGCGUGUGCGUAAGGCUGCAUAAUGUUUUAUUACGGGGUGGGAGCUGUGGGGGGUUUUUGGGCGGGUUGAAUAAAUGUUUCAUUUGUGUUGAUAAAAGAAACUUUUGUCUUUUCCCUGAACUACUCCUGCUGUUCCCUUCCCCUCCUCCCCCCUCCCCCUCAUUCUGUUCUGUUGAAUAAACCUUGAUUGUUGAUUGUCCUGUAUCACGAAGACUGUGCUUUUGUUUUUAUUUUGAAUUCUCUCCACAAUUGGGAUGCUGUACUACUGUAUCUUGAUCUGAAUAAAGUAACACAGAGGAACA